AUGCGCAUCGCGUUCACUAUUCCUGCUGUCCUAGCUGCUCUAGCCUAUGCCGCUUCUAAUGGAUCAGACGUUUCGACAUCUGUUGCAAGCACUCAGACCUGCAUCACCAAGUACCGACCAGCGCACAACCAGCCCUCAUCUCUACCUACGCGGACGAAAUGCUCCUCGCAGACCGUCAGCUCGGUCAUUACAACCUGUGGGACGGAAUUGACGGUGACUACAACUAUCACGCCAGAUCCGGUCACUGCUACGGCGAAUGGUUCUUUUAUCUAUGAGCCAACGCUCGUAACGAAGCCUGCGAAGCGCGCAGAUUGCUCGACUACCACCACCCUGAGAGUCGGCAAGACCACAGUCUACACGGGCACGUACAAUGGCACUGCCGCGAAACGUACAGCAAGUCCACUUGAUCGCAGGUACCCGAUCGCGAAGCAACGCCGCAGUGCCUUCAAGGCCAACUUGUUCCACUACGUCGGCCAAAAAGCAGUCAACGCAGGACGAAAGGCUGUUGCAAUCGACUGCUUCGAUGAGGUUACGACCUAUGUGUUGAGCACUUCCACAAUACAAGAGGAGCCAACGACGGUCAUUGUGACAGCCAGUACGCCCACGGUCUAUGUUACACCAGCAAUCAAGGCAGUGUCUGCUCCCACAUCGACGGUUUCGAUCACCACUACCAUCACCGCAGGAGCGGGCAACGCCACCAGCGCUGGAACUUGCACUGUCACGGCAGCAUCAAGUACGACCACCCAACACAUCAAAUGUGCGCCCACCAACUUGGUCGGAGAGGUUAACGGUUACGGAAUUGGCCAGACAGGGUCGCACUCGGGCAGCACAUAUGGACUGGCACCAGGAAGCGACGCCAGUGCAUGCUGCCAGCUUUGUGUGAACGAUGAUGAGUGUGCGGCAUCAGAAGAUGACACCGAUGCGAAGAACUGCUUCUUGUGGUACACCACGCCGUCAUCGUGUGGCAUUGGUUUCCAGUACUCGGAUGGUGGACAAUCUCUAGAACCGGGAUCGGGAUUCCUGGUCCAGACGGGCUGCGGAACGGUUGAAGCGACUGACGAUUUUUGA
This is a messenger RNA of Zasmidium cellare ATCC 36951, 1068 nucleotides long. RefSeq lists its product as uncharacterized. Bases 1 to 1068 code for a protein of 355 amino acids. NCBI's taxonomy places the organism in Eukaryota, Fungi, Ascomycota, Dothideomycetes, Mycosphaerellales, Mycosphaerellaceae. The record is from RefSeq and is a predicted model, not a curated record. The transcript is spliced from 2 exons.